AGUGCUGUGGGGUUAAAGAUUCAGAAAAGGCGCUCGACAAAAUAGGAGAGUGUUGUGUUUUAAAACAACAUUACCAACUGUUGAUGUAAAUUAAUCUGGGUGAGCGUCAAAAGUAAAUUGUCUUCCCGAGGGGAGAUUGAGCGGCUUUACGAAAGCGAAGGCGUGCUCUGCUCUUCUGCCAGAGAGGAACAGGUGGAAUAUCCUCGUAGGCUACUUCAGAUUGGAAUCACAUCCGCUAGGAGGUUCUGAUAUCAGUGGACCCCUCUGAAUCCUUCCUAAAUUUGGAUCUCCGCUGGAGCUAUAGCUUUUCUCCAAUAGCACUUGGGACAAUUCCUAACGUUCGAAUGCAUUUAUCACUGGAUAGCAUGAACAUGGUGGACGAAGGUUGCCUCUCGCCCAAUAACUUCCAUGAGAUGGUUAAAGGAGGUGGGGCGGCUGUGGGAACCCGAGUCCACAGCAUUGAUGUCAUCCUAGGCUUCAGUAAGGAGCAGGACCCCUUGCUUAACUCCUCUGGACAUGUUGGGCCCCAUAAAGUUGGAGUGGAGGGCCUAGGGGACCCCAGAAAGCAGGACCAAACCCACUCGUAUGGACACCUUUCCAGUCUGAGGGACAAUCCUGAGCAGCCCUCUUUUCAUGAUCCAGAGAUGUACUCGAACAAGUGUGAGGGGGGCAUGAAUGAACUCCACAAGGGUCUCGAUAGCGAGGCCAAAUCCCCGGAGCCCGCUGACGAGGAGCAGCCCAAGAAGAAGCACCGGCGCAACCGCACCACCUUCACCACCUACCAGCUGCACGAGCUGGAGCGUGCCUUCGAGAAGUCACACUACCCCGACGUUUACAGCCGCGAGGAGCUGGCCAUGAAAGUUAACCUCCCUGAAGUCAGAGUGCAGGUGUGGUUCCAGAAUCGCAGAGCCAAGUGGAGACGUCAGGAGAAGAUGGAUGCGAGCAGCAUGAAGCUCCACGACUCUCCAGUGCUGUCCUUCAAUCGGCCACCCAUGCACACCAACAUGGGACAGGUGACCAACUCUCUGCCCCUGGACCCAUGGCUGACAUCCCCACUGACCAGUGCCACGCCGGUGCACAGCAUCCCAGGGUUCAUGGGCCCGUCGCAGGGCCUUCAACCAGGAUAUACGAGCCAUGGCUUUCUAAACACCCAGCCAAUGGGCCAAGCAAUGCAGACAAUGGCCCCGCCACCAUACCAGUGCCCUGCACCUUUCACUGAUAAAUACCCGCUGGAGGAUGUGGAUCAGCGAAGCUCCAGUAUUGCUUCUUUGAGGAUGAAAGCCAAGGAACACAUUCAGUCCAUGGACAAAACAUGGCAACCCAUGUGAUCAGUUGAUAAAUGGUUGUCACCUAACUGUGUCCUUUCACUCUCCAGGGGGCUAUUUGAUAUUGAGCACAUGAUGCGGGCAUCGGGAACAUUUUAUAUUUUUGUCCUGCUUCCUUUCUUGGCAUUGAAACAGUGACAGUGGGUUUAUAAUACGGUCCCUCAUGGUUAUGGCUGGCGUGCAGGCUGGAGUAUGGAGCAUGAUACUGAAAUGUGUCAAGUUUCUUGAGUGCCAUUGAACACCUGCAUAUUUGUCAAACAAAUGAACCUGAGCAAAAGAAGGACUACGGCUGAAAUGGAGUAAUGGGAUUGUAAAAACUGGAGUGUUUAUGACAAAUCUUGUGAAACAAACAUUUUCAAGACUUGAUUUUUUUUUUUAUUUGUGUGCUGAUUUGUUUUUAAAUCAGCAGUAGUUUGUACUUUUUGACCAACCUUAUUGGUUUGGUUGUGUUUCUCAUCUCAUGGUUUAUCCCAAAGACCUCACUCUUUGAAAGAGGAUUGUAUGAGGUCACUGUUGUCUUCCCUGUCAAAGAACAGCAUGCUUAUAUGCAUUCAUCUGGUCUAAAGUUUAUAUGCAUCAUGGUUCCAUUGCUCAAGGUGUGAUCCGCUCUACCACAGGAAUUUGAUAACAUAAAUAUUUUUAUACCAGGCUUUAUAAGAAAAAAUAUAUAAAUCUAUUCUACAGAUGUACACAUUUUUUUUAUCACACAUUUAUCUUCCAAAUUGAAACGCUAAAUAAUUCUUGGCAAAAGCUUUGAGGUCCUGAUACUGAAGUUCCUGAGACCUGUAACUGCACAAAAAUGUAUGCAACUUUAAAGUUAGAGUACAUUAUGCAAAGCACACAUAGGCUACAGCUAAGGAAAUGAAUGAACUCUUUUUCCUUAAGGUAUGACAUAGCUACCCAUGUAUCAUUUACAUGUUGGAUUGUCAUGUAUAAUACUUCUUGAUAGAGUUUUUAGAUUUGGGAUUUAGUGGAGAGCAGUCUCUUUUGCAGAUCUGAGCAUACCUUUUAAAAUGCAAGGUUAAAUGUCUCAGAUUUGUGCUGUCAUAGAGAAACAGAAUUAGGGUCUAUAAUUGCAGGUUUAUGUCACUUUUGUUAUAACAAUGCCUAACAUGUAUAUCAACCUCCUGGAUGUUGGUAUGCUUCUCAAUAAUGAAGGGAUGAGUUGCAUACAAUAUGAAUAAUGCUCAAUCCCCUUCAGGGAAUAGCAUAGUAUUGACCCUGGUAUUUUGGUUGGAUUUGAUGACUUAAUAUUACAAGUCCAAUAAACUUUUACGAACGGCUAUGACGGAACUGUUGGCAGUCGCCCCAAAAGUUACUUUGACACUCAAGAAUUGGUAUAAUGUGAAUCUGUCAAGGGGUUUGGAGAUGUAGGUGGAAAAUAGGUUUCGACACAAAGCAUCUCAUUUUAUACUGUUGAUUGUAUAUCCUGGAGUGGUUCCAAUCCUGACCAACUAGCUGGUGCAUCCGAGUCACAAGCAGUUUUAAAUAGUAGGGCACUGAAGCAGCAGAGGUCAACCAUAGAAGCCUCUUUGCUUCAGUGGUCAUUAGAGGAGAAAGCCUGUUGGCAGCUCAACCCUUCCAUCUCGGUCUGUACGUGCAGAGGAGCAGAAGGGGACCUGACUGAUGUGUCACCCCACUAGGCUUCGCCAUUGUUCGGCUCAAUUGAUCCAAGCCCAUCUCCUUUGUUUAAAGUUCCUAAGGAAAAACGGUCAUGGGCCACACUACAAGGUCUCUACACCAGCACUCAGAUAUGGAAUAAUGAAAAAAAAAGAAGAAAAAAACGACAUUGUCUCUAAAAGACAUUUUAAAAUAAGGUCUGGGGUGUAUGGGCUCUUUUGCUGAACUCCACUGACGUGUAAUUCCGCUACUGUUCACCACAUUAGUCAUGUGAAAGUAAUUAUGCACACUGACCCUGAUAAAAGUGAUCUGUUUUAAUUGAAUUCCCCAUUGUUCUCCUCAGCUUUGUUAAGUAGCAUCACAUUCUGAAAGGUGCCCUGAAGAUGAGUGUACUGUAUUUUCAUAGAGGGGAAAAGGGAGGGUAAAAGCCCUUCCACACAGAAGUGCAAUUGGACUAUUUUUUGAAAGGAAACUUGAAUAGUCUGUGCUGACAGGCAAUAGCAAACACAAUGUUCACAGUCAAUUCCAUUUUUUUCUUCUUCUCCUGCUGGUCCUUUUUAAAAAAAAAUAAUUUUGGUGGAACACAGGGUAUCAGCCUGUUCAAAAGGUAGUGAAUUUUUUUUAAUUGUUUUCAUAUAGGAUGUCCUAUUAAAAGUGUUGUUGUGUUUUUUAAGGAGUAUCUCUAUUUUAUGGAGAGAGAGAUAUAGUUGUUUGAAUACCAAUGAGCUAUCCUGAAUUCCCUACUUUCCCUUUUAGUUUCAUCACCUUGCCUCUGUCUUCCAUGCAAAGAAAAAAACAAACCAACACAAAUCCUGAAAAAAAAAUCAUUCGCUAAGCCAUGCAAAACUUUUAUUCCUGCCUUUGAUGACAUAAUUCUUUUUUGGACUGAAUGUAAGCCAAAGUUGAAAGCUGUCUUACCCUCUGGAGGUAAAUGCACAGGUGAUCAACCUGUGGUCAUCUUUAAACAUACCAUAGUAUAGAUUAUGUAAUAUUCUGUAAUGUCAUUUGAUACAUUGUUGACAUCUUCAUGUCCAUGUUCUGCACAACUAUGAUUAAAAAUAAACUCUAGUUUGAUAGAUUUCACUGUCUGCCAUUUCUGUGGAACAGAAUUUAAAUUAAGCACAGGUAAGAGAUGUGAGCGCUGAAUGUACUGUAAACUGUCAUACACUUCUAUAAACAUGGUCCAGUUCUCAGCAUG
This is a messenger RNA of Alosa sapidissima (American shad), 4143 nucleotides long. It is a transcript of the gene rx1, whose product is annotated as retinal homeobox gene 1. Gene Ontology annotation, biological process: positive regulation of transcription by RNA polymerase II. Lineage: Eukaryota; Metazoa; Chordata; Actinopteri; Clupeiformes; Clupeidae. Bases 345 to 1328 code for a protein of 327 amino acids. The transcript is spliced from 4 exons. Gene Ontology annotation, molecular function: DNA-binding transcription factor activity, RNA polymerase II-specific; RNA polymerase II cis-regulatory region sequence-specific DNA binding. The record is from RefSeq and is a predicted model, not a curated record.